Molecule: messenger RNA, 2531 nt
Organism: Ahaetulla prasina
Lineage: Eukaryota; Metazoa; Chordata; Lepidosauria; Squamata; Colubridae
Gene: SUMF2
Product: sulfatase modifying factor 2
Exons: 9
Coding region: 793-1890 (365 amino acids)
Cellular component (GO): endoplasmic reticulum
Source: RefSeq, a predicted model, not a curated record
AUAGAAUUCUUUAUUGGCCAAGUGUGAUUGGAAACACAAAGAAUUUGUCUUGGUGCAUAGGUUCCCCCCAUACGAUUGUCAAUCUAACUCCAAUAACUCAUGUAUUUAGACAAAAGACCCCAAAAAUAAAUCUAUAACUAAAGAAGAUCAUAUCUUUUCUUUAGGGUAGUUUACUCAGUAGAUAUAAUUGAACGGUAGGCUUAGUUACUUAGGUGAUCUCUUAUUAGCGGAUGGUAAAACAAUACAUCUAAUUGUAUUGCAAUACAGCUAAUUGUACAGCAGCUGCCAAAAAAGCCAACACGGUUCUAGGCUGAAUAGAAUAGAAUAGAAUAGAAUAGAAUUUUUUAUUGGCCACGUGUGAUUGGACACACAAGGAAUUUGUCUUGGUGCAUAUGCUCUCAGUGUACAUAAAAGAAAAGAUAUCUUCUUACAACACUUAAUAGUCAUAGGGUACAAAUGUAACACUUAAUGAUACAACACGUAAUGAUAGUCAUAGGCUACAAAUAAGCAAUCAGGAAACAUCAUCAGUAUAAAUCGUAAGGAUACAAGCAGCGAAAUUACAGUCAUAAGUGGAAGGAGAUGGGUGAUUUUAUGACAGAUACAAGUGUAAACAUAAUUUAUAAACACAUGGAAAGGGUAUGAAUAAAAGAAAACAUUAGGCCAGGGACGCUGGUGCCCUUAUGCAUGCCCCUUACCCUUCACUAUUUCGAAUAAAAAGGGAGAAGAGCGGAGUCCUCUCCCCCCCCCCCCCACGAGAAAAUCCGACACGAAACAACCCAGGCCGUUUGCUAAAUGAAGGAAGUUCGCAGCUGCCCGUACACGUGUGUCUCUCCUGUCGACCCCGGAAGCAUUCGCCCUGCCCGGCUGCUUUUCGCUGCCAAUUGCUGCCAAAGGGGGCGAAGGGAUCGCCCUCUCCCCGUGUCAAUGUUCUUCUCUCCCGCUUUGCUCGCGAGUUUCUUGCCCGUCCUGUUGUCUCCCUGGGCGGUGACCCGGAGCCGUUCGGAGCGCCCCGCUUUCAGGAAAGAUGAAAAUACAGUACAGCUGCCUGGUGGAAAAUUGGAAAUUAGAACCAACAUAUUGGAUGGUAAAAAUGAAGACAGAUCCUUCAGGACAAUCAAACCAUUCAUUAUGGACAAGUAUCCGGUCACCAACAAAGACUUCAGGGAAUUCGUGAAGGACCAGAAAUACAAAACAGAAGCUGAGAAAUUUGACUGGAGUUUUGUCUUUGAGAAUUUUGUCCCGGAAGAGCUUAAAAAGAAAGUGACGCAAAAACUAGAGUCUGCACCAUGGUGGCUUCCGAUUGAGAAAGCAUUUUGGAGACAGCCUUCAGGUCCUGGAUCCAGCAUCAAAGACAGGCUAGAUUACCCAGUGUUGCAUGUGAGCUGGAAUGAUGCUCAGGCUUUUUGCAAAUGGAAAGGGAAGAGGCUACCAACAGAAGAGGAGUGGGAGUUUGCUGCUAGGGGAGGCCUGGAGAGUACAUUGUAUCCUUGGGGAAACAAAUUCUUAGCCAACCGCACAAACCUCUGGCAGGGCAACUUCCCCAAAGUUGACACAGCUGAAGAUGGCUUCCGUGGAGCAUCCCCAGUGGCAGCGUUCCCUCCUCAGAAUAACUAUGGCUUAUACGAUUUGCUAGGGAAUACUUGGGAAUGGACAUCUUCAGAAUAUCAUCCAAAUGGUCCUGCAUCCCGCCAGCCUGGUCAAAAGAUGCGUGUCCUGCGAGGAGCAUCCUGGAUUGAUACAGUGGAUGGUUCUGCCAAUCACAAAGCUCAGGUUACAACCAGGAUGGGGAACACUCCCGAUUCUUCUUCAGACAACUUGAGCUUUCGAUGUGCCACCAGCCUCGUCAAGCAGCCAGCGCAGGAAGCUUCUGGAAAAAAGGCUGAACUCUGAAGCCAACAUUAAACUCUUCUAAAAAGACCCAGAUCUUUUCUCCUAUGGAGAUGGGUCAGCCUGCAUUUUUGUUGGUCAGACUUUGGAUAUUUUUUGAAUGCUUUUGAUAAAGGGCAAUGUUAAUUCUUGAAAGCUAAAAAUGAACAAAACCUUUCUACUGGUUGUAAUUAUAAUACAGAUACACAUUGUUUGAUAUUUGUAGAUUACUAGUUUCAUUCUGGAACAAUCCUGUGCAGGAAACCAUUGUGCUACCUAAAGUGAGAUUGGCUGGGCUCAUUCAUUUCUCUAAGCCAGAGGUCUAAAACUUGAUUUCAUUGAGGGCCGCAUCAGGGUUGUGUUUUGACCUCAGGGGGCUGGAGUGGGUGUGGCCAGGGUGGGUGUGGCCAGCUUGACAACCCUUGUGUCGGGGACGCUUGUGGUGGCCCGAGUGCUCUGGCACAGAUAAUGGGCUCCUGGCAGCCUCCUGUAACCCUCUGCAAGCAAAAAUGGAGCUCAUAGCAUUCCCGAGCUCAGUUUUCGCUGGCAGAGCACUGCGGGCCACUUCUUCGUUGCUUCCAGGGCGGCCCCGCUCUAAGCCAUGUACAGUAUUUGUUUUUGGUUUAGCAUUUUGAAUAAACCUAUCUGUUAAGAUUUGCAAGCUA